ACCACCAACCCCAUUCUUAUAUCUCUCUCCCAAAACACACACUCUCUUUCUCUCUGUUUUUCUCACCAAUCCCCAUUCACUUUUCAAACUUCAACACAUUCAACAAUGGCAUCAAGCAAUGACAUCCCAACAACAGGCAAAGGUCUAAUCGUAAGCUUCGGUGAGAUGCUAAUCGACUUCGUUCCAACAGCUUCCGGCGUAUCACUCGCCGAAGCACCAGGCUUUCUGAAAGCUCCCGGAGGUGCACCGGCAAACGUUGCAAUCGCCAUCACGAGACUCGGUGGUAAUUCAGCUUUCGUCGGUAAACUUGGAGACGAUGAAUUCGGUCACAUGCUCGCUGGGAUCUUGAAAGAAAACGGUGUUAAAGAUGAAGGGAUAACUUUUGAUGAAGGUGCAAGAACUGCUUUGGCUUUUGUUACUCUACGCGCUGAUGGAGAGCGUGAGUUUAUGUUUUAUAGAAAUCCUAGUGCUGACAUGCUUCUUAAACCUGAAGAACUUAACCUUGAACUCAUCAGAUCUGCAAAAGUUUUCCAUUAUGGAUCAAUAAGCUUGAUCGUUGAGCCAUGCAGAUCAGCACACUUGAAGGCACUGGAAGUGGCCAAAGAGGCUGGUUGCCUUUUAUCCUAUGAUCCAAACCUCCGUCUACCAUUGUGGCCCUCAGCCGAUGAAGCUCGCAAGCAAAUACUGAGUAUAUGGGAAAAGGCUGAUUUGAUCAAGGUUAGUGAUAAUGAGCUGGAGUUCUUGACUGGAAGUGACAAAAUUGAUGAUGAGACUGCUUUGACAUUGUGGCACCCCAAUUUGAAGUUGCUCCUUGUCACUCUUGGUGAACAUGGCGCAAGAUACUACACCAAGAAUUUCCAUGGAACAGUAGAAGCAUUCCAUGUCAAUACAGUUGAUACAACCGGUGCCGGUGAUUCCUUUGUUGGUGCUCUAUUGGCCAAGAUUGUUGAUGAUCAGUCCAUACUAGAAGAUGAACCAAGGUUAAGAGCAGUACUUAAGUUUGCAAAUGCAUGUGGAGCAAUCACAACUACUAAAAAGGGAGCAAUUCCUGCUCUUCCUAAGGAGGAGGAUGUACUCAACCUGCUCAAUGCAUAGAUUUCUUUAACAUAUUUUGUUUUCUUUGUUUCACCUUUUCGUUGGUGUUGCUUUUACUCAAUCUAAGAGGGAAUUUGUCUCUAAUUUUCUUUGUUUCUUCCCUUUAUUUUCUGAAUUGACAGCAAAAACAUAUGCUGAGUUUGGCGAAAUAAUGUUUCUUGAAUUUUGA
Trifolium pratense (red clover) is the source of this 1264-nucleotide messenger RNA. Its product is annotated as probable fructokinase-1. Gene Ontology annotation, cellular component: cytosol. Bases 106 to 1095 code for a protein of 329 amino acids. The transcript is spliced from 4 exons. Gene Ontology annotation, biological process: fructose metabolic process. Lineage: Eukaryota; Viridiplantae; Streptophyta; Magnoliopsida; Fabales; Fabaceae. The record is from RefSeq and is a predicted model, not a curated record. Gene Ontology annotation, molecular function: fructokinase activity.